UAGGAAUUGGAAUUGGCUUCAUUUUUCGAAAAAUUAAGACUUAAAACAAGUUAGUCGAUAUAAAGUAACCAUCAUGGGCCCUAAACUAGCUACCAAAUGUGCUCAUUGUCAAACUGGUGUUUCGGAUAAAUGGCACACAAUUGAAAAAGGUACUAUCGUUUGCUCUCCGUGUCACGAAAAGCAUGAAAAAAUGCAGCUGGAACUUGAAGAGGAAUUAAAAGUAAUACAGUCGGAACCAUCUAAGGCGAAUCCAGUCAGUGAGGGAUUAGAUGUUGCAAGUGUCGCUAAUCAAGAAAUGAAAUUUUCGAUGGCAAUGGCGGAUACUGAUUCUGGACAAAAAAUUGAAGAGCAGAGAGAGUCCACUGAGUGUACGAAAGAUGAAGCGGGCGAUGAAAAGGAGGAUAAGGAUUCAAACAUGGACAGUAAAGAAAAACCGGUACUGUCGCUUAGUCCGAGGAAGCUGCGAAAAAAUGUAAGAAGUUCACGAAAAGGUGGAGUUGGUGGUUCAGGUGGCAAUGGAAGUAAAACGGGACGCUCAAGACGGUUUAUAUUUAAGAAAAACCCCAUGAAGACUCCCAACAUUACUGUUACGACACGAACUGUUGAGACGCUGUUUCAUAACAACAUUUACUACCAACUUGGGGACAUUGUUUCGAUGGUCGAUGCUAAAGGGAAUACAUACUACGCACAAAUUCACGGACUGCAGAUUGAUUCGUACUGUGAAAAGUCUGCAUACAUAACUUGGCUUAUUCCGACCACCUCAAGUCCGCCACCAAAUGAGAAAUUCGAUCCUGCUACUUAUCUUAUCGGGCCUGAAGAAGACUUGCCCCGCAAACUCAGUUGCAUGGAGUUUGUGAUGCAUGCUCCAAGCAGUUAUUACCUAGAUCGGCACAAUCCGUAUCCAAGGCCGGAUACGUGGGGACCGGAGAAUACUUCUCAAGAGGAUAAUUCUAACUACGUUUGGGCCAACAUUUCUCAUUUGUAUCAAUGCUAAGUCAGCAUUGCGAUUGGUUAUCUAGAUUAUUUUUUGUAAGCAAUUUUAUUGUAAAUUAUGAAGCAUUAAGAUUAAGACAAAAAACAUAAUUUAA
Messenger RNA from Sabethes cyaneus, 1088 nucleotides. RefSeq lists its product as uncharacterized. Gene Ontology annotation, cellular component: nucleus. Bases 74 to 994 code for a protein of 306 amino acids. Lineage: Eukaryota; Metazoa; Arthropoda; Insecta; Diptera; Culicidae. Gene Ontology annotation, biological process: chromatin organization. The transcript is spliced from 2 exons. The record is from RefSeq and is a predicted model, not a curated record.